AUAUGCUGUGCGCGUGCUGGAGGCAGCGGGGGCGCGCGCAGCUGUCACGAGGAGAAGAUGAGCGACACCGUGAUCGCGGAGGGAGCCGUGCAACUCAGAGACGGAAGAAAAUGGAGGAGCCGCUGGUUGGUUCUGCGCAAACCCUCGCCGGUCGCAGAUUGUCUGGUGCUGUGCGUGUAUAAGGAGCGCGGUGUGAAGGAGAGCAGCGUGACGCUGGAGCACAUCUGCGGUCUGGAGGCGUGUGCCAGCGGCGACGGCGUUCCCUUCAUCCUCUCCAUCCUGUGUCUCAGUCAGAGCGCCGUGCUCGGGUUCGACAGCAGGGAGGCGCUGCAGAGCUGGGACCUGCGGCUGCGCUACUGCCUCGGGGAAGUCCACAGUUUCAGCGUAUCUGUGCUGCCUGGCACUAAACUGGAAAGCGGCCCGGCGACUCUGCAUUUGUGCAACAAUGUCCUGGUCAUCACUAAAGACCUGCCGGCUGUCAUCAGAGCUCACUGGAAUCUGCUGGACCUGCGGCGAUACGGGCCGGUCAACAACGGGUUUGUGUUUGAGGGAGGAACACGCUGUGGUUACUGGGCCGGCGUGUUCUUCUUGUCCUGCACCGAGGCCGAGCAGAUCAGUUUUCUCUUCGACUGUAUUGUUCGUGGCAUUUCCCCGUCCAGAGGCCCGUUUGGACUGAAGCCACUGCUGCCAGAGCCCAGCAUCAGUGCAGCUUCAGCUCAGGACAGACUUAAGCAUGAGGCGGAGGAGCUGGAGCGGAGGCUCAGUCUACUGUCUCACAGCACAGCUUCCAGCUCGCGCUUCGGCUCUUCGCUUGCGGGCGACGACCGCAGCAUUUCCGGUUCCUCUGACACUUCAGACACGAGCCAGUCAGACUGCAGCGUUAGCGGUCGCCCUGCGCCGUGGAGCGAUCUGGUUCUGCCCGGCUCUGCCGAAACGUCUCCGCUGGAGGAGAAACUCCAGGUCCCGGCCGAUCCCGUUCGCUCACGGAAGCUGAAAGAGUCCGGCCGACAGAACUCGUCCGACAGCGGCAUCGUGACCGGCAGCUUCUCGUCCUACAGCGGGAGUCUGGAUGCUGCCGGUCCGGGAGAGGAAUACGGCGCGCUGUUUAACCUGCCAGAGAAACACCUGUGCUCCUGCUCAUCCUGUCCCGUCCACGAAUACCAGGUUCCCUCGUCCCUGCGGUUCCUGUACGACUCUCCCCGCAGCCUGCUGGAGCUCAGCAGACACGGCAGCACAUCUCAAGACGAGCCCUGCGCCGAAUCUCCCAGCCAAUCAGACUCGGAGCUUGAUAAAGGGGAGGAGUCACAGACAAGGGAGGGCCUAAUAAAAGGGGAGGGGUCUCAGGGAUUAUCCUGUAGUAAAAGCUGCUGUUCACCUCCUCCUGCCGGGAUGAAAUCACUCCUCACCUCCUGCCCCGUCUGCGGAGGACUCAAGGGCUCUUUCCAUCAUUCACUGCCCGCUGCGCCAGCUAAUAAGUGCAGACACGCUCUUAAAGUGCCAGGUGAACAUUCAGCCACGCCCACUGCCGAUGUCACCGAACCACCCACCAAUCAGGAGCCAGUGGAGAUCAGACACUCAUCUUCGACCAAUCACGAUCCACGGAGGCCCUCGUCUGAACGCUCGCAGACCAAUGAGGAGAAGCGAUCGGAGAUCUACGACUGUCUGCUGUCACACUACAGUCCUGCUGCGAGAAGCAGCGUCUAUGAGGCGAUGGUUGCAUCCAGACACACCGUCCUGUACGAGAACUGCGUCCAGUGCAGGAGAGGAGAGGACAGCUGCCGGAUCCUCAGACCCGCUCCUCCAUCCAGAGAUGCCGCGUUUGUCCAGGAACUGAGGAGGAACAUCUCAGAGUCCUCCUGCUCCUCCACAGUCUCUCUGCAGCGCAUACCUGCAGAAGAUAACAGAGAGAGAAUAUGUCCAGAGAAAGGAAGAACUUAUGAAAUCAUGGACAGCCGAUCAUCAGACAGGAGCGCAGAGGAGGAGCGCAGCAGGUACCAGCUCCUGAUUGCUUCGCAGAAGAUUGCUCCUCCUCUGACUGAAGCGCUGACAGACAGACUCAGAGGAGACGCGGUGACAUACGUGAAUAUCCCCACCAGCCCCACGUCCAAAAAACUGCUGCAUUACAUGGAACUGGAGCUGCAGGAGUCCAGCGCCGCCGUCAGAGGCAAAAGCUCCAGCAAAUACGCUCAGAUAGACAUCGCAGCGACGGAGGCGGCUCACAGAGCGGGUUCCCAGCAUGCACUGGGGCGAGAGGAAGGCCUGCAGAGACUGGAGCAGCAGAGGAGACGACGAGGUCUUCCUCACGAUGAAGAGAGAUCGACUCUCCUCUGGACCAACUGACCAAAACACCUGCAUCAGUCCAGACAGUAAAACCCUAGUGUCUAGUAUAGUGUAGCAGCCGUGUUUCCUCAUGUGGGAGUCACUAUGUAGUCUGUCACGCUUAGACGACCCUGUUAAACACACAUUCGGUCUACAGUGAGCCGCUGCUACGUCAACAGAUAUCUGCGUUCUCAUGUUAGAUAAAUGUGUGCAAUGCACAGAACCAGAAAUGCAUUUUUUUAUUUAUAUCCGUUGUAUUGCUUUCUGGUUGCAUUUGUAUGAAAUAGGCUGCGUAGUCUUUUUAUUAACCUACAUUCAAGUGUCAUUUUUACAUUAAACUGCUGAUUUUGUAUUUUGUACAUUACAGGCCUGUAUGUUCUCAUAUUCUCUUUCAGCACUGAAGGACGUGAACACGAUGUGUUGCUUUGUUUGUUUGUUUUCUAUUGCAGUCACUUUUGCUGAAUAUUGCGAUUGCAAUACUGUGAUAUGAUAACCAUGCUGCUAUAUAUAUUAUAUGUAGAUAUAAUAAUCAACAUAAUAAUGCUAAUAAUAAUCUUGUUAUUACUAGUGUGCUAUAAAAUAUUGUUGAGUACUGUGUUAUUAUUAUUAUUUAUUUCAGCAUUUUCUAUUUUACAUCACAGUGAGUAUAAUAGUACAGCAGUGAUCUAUGUCUUACAUUAAACCCUCAGACUUUGUCUUGGUGGAAAACUUCUUUUGUGUGUAGUUGGCCGUAAUUGUCAUCUUCAUACACUCUGGUGAAGUGCUGUAUUCCUGUCUCCACUAAAAAAAUGUAAAAAAAAAAAAAAAAGUGUUUGUUUUCGUUUUCUGACAAACUUUUGGAAAUGUAAUUUUUGACAGAAUUAUGGACUGCGAGUUCUCGGAGAACAAAGUAAAAACCAUGAAGUCUUUAUGAUUUGUAAUCGUGAUAUUUGUGUUAUUGUUGAAUAUAUGCCCUUCC
Molecule: messenger RNA, 3277 nt
Organism: Sinocyclocheilus grahami
Lineage: Eukaryota; Metazoa; Chordata; Actinopteri; Cypriniformes; Cyprinidae
Gene: dok7a
Product: docking protein 7a
Exons: 13
Coding region: 58-2340 (760 amino acids)
Biological process (GO): positive regulation of protein tyrosine kinase activity; neuromuscular junction development
Molecular function (GO): protein kinase binding
Source: RefSeq, a predicted model, not a curated record